AUGAAUAACAAAAUAGAUAGAAGCGCGCUUCCCCGGCGCCAAUCGUGCGAUCGAUGUCACAGACAGAAGCUGCGAUGCGUCCGUCAGGGUAGCAGCAGUACGACCGGGGUGUGCGACCGGUGUCUUCGUCAGGGAGCCCCUUGCGUGUAUAGCUUCAGUCUACCCAAGGGACGCCGCAGCACGUAUGCGGGGAAUGCAGGCGCACCAUCUGAUUCUCCUACAUCACGAUCUGCAAGAGCGAACCCCACAUGCACACCUACAUACUCACCCAACCUGGCACCAGAGCUACCAGCAGAAACAUCAUCGGAGCCAGUAUCUGCCGCUAGAACACCUCUCUUGCCGAUCCCUGAGCAUCGGAACGUCAAUGCCCGUCCUUCUUUUCUGCAACUCGAGGAGACCGGCCACGAAGCGCUCCGUAGCAUGGCAUGGCUGGAAAACGUGGAAUUUGGUUUGGAUGCAAUGGGAACAUCGACAACACAUGGAACGGAUGUCAGCGAAACACAAUGCCACACUGGCUUUGAGGCAUUUCUCAACGGCACCGGCUUCGAAGACAUACAUAUGUCCGACAUCGAGAACAUGAGCUCCUGGUCGGAACAAGAAUCAGUGAAAGAGGUUUAUCUCAGACACCAUGGAAUAUCAACAGACCAGGAACCUGUCUCUCGACCACGGAGUCAGAAUCAUGAGCAUCGUCCCCGUCAAGCUCUGGAGAAUCCUACACCCCCAGAGUAUACGCGAGAUAAUAUUAACCUCGUAUGUAUUGACGACGGCAUUGCUCAGCUGUCCCAACUGAGCUCUCAUCUCUAUACCCUAUAUCGUGCUAGCUACGACCUAACAGCGACAAUCGGGUCUUGCGGCCCAGAGUCACGACGGGUUCCUUUGUUUGAUGAUCAAGCCUUAAUUUCCGCAACAACCUGGCUAUCCGCCCCUAAUAUCAAUAUCAAUACCUAUCCGCCGAGAUCACCCUCUCUUGCCCUGAUAGGACCGGCAGCCGGACCGCUAUCCACGCCUACAACGCCCGAAAACACCCUCAUCAACACAUUAUCAGCCUCCCAUUACCUUCUGCAGGUCCUGCAUCAACUACAAUCGCUUUCGAUUCCCACCACCCAAGGGCCACCAUAUCCCGACCUCGACGAGGAUGUGGGCAUCCAAAAGACGUCACGACUGAGAUCAUCAUCCCUCUCAUCUACGACUACCAACUCUUCUGGCGGUAUGCGCGACUCGGGCGGAAGCCAGCAUUCUGGUACCGUCAUCCGCCAUUUAAUCAUCGCUUGCUACAGCCUGGUGCUCAGAAUGUGGAGUGCACUGUUGGUCGCCUUACAACAUGAUGCAGAACUAUCCGCCGAAUCAACGUCGUUCCCAAAUACCGGUAAGCUGGACAGAGAGGCCGACGAAGACACACCCCAGACAUCAGUACUUGCCAAUAUGCGCCUAGUCCUUGUCGUUCAUCUGAGUUCGUAUCUUGUGGACCGUUUACGAAACGCCUUGCACACGUAUCUUGCAUUGAAAGCAACAGGUUCGGCCGAUCAGGGUUUGAGCGAAUUGGAAUCGGAGUUCCGGCAACUCCUGAGGCGAUUGAGGCGUACUCUACAUAGUUGA
Molecule: messenger RNA, 1596 nt
Organism: Penicillium canescens
Lineage: Eukaryota; Fungi; Ascomycota; Eurotiomycetes; Eurotiales; Aspergillaceae
Product: Zn(II)2Cys6 transcription factor domain-containing protein
Exons: 1
Coding region: 1-1596 (531 amino acids)
Biological process (GO): regulation of DNA-templated transcription
Molecular function (GO): zinc ion binding; DNA-binding transcription factor activity, RNA polymerase II-specific
Source: RefSeq, a predicted model, not a curated record